UCUCUAACCACCUUGGGCACGGGAUGUCAGUUUGACAGAAGGAACAAAAAAAAAAAAAAAAUCUGUGCUUUUCAACUCGACUCCACGGAAGUUUUGUGUGUGUGAAGCGCAAUCAAAACACAGGAUGUGGUUCGAAAUUUUGCCCUCGUUUGGGAUCAUUACGGCCGUGCUGUCCGUUCCCGGGUUCGCUCUGUACGGCUUGCACAAGCUGACACUCGAUAAUGCGUACCGGCGUAAUACGGAUGAAAGAUGGGAACGUCUCAUGUACACCAGGGAUAUGCGACUGACCGGCAACCCGUACCAGUGUAACGGUCUUGAAUCUAUUUCGGAUAAGUAAAGAAAAGUAUCCUGAAUGGUGGAAAGAUGUGGUGCAAAUGUAACGUUACUUGGUGUAGAGAAUAAAUCGUUUGAAAAACCGCAGAGCGCAGUUAAAUCCCCGGAA
Molecule: messenger RNA, 442 nt
Organism: Anopheles stephensi (Asian malaria mosquito)
Lineage: Eukaryota; Metazoa; Arthropoda; Insecta; Diptera; Culicidae
Gene: ND-MWFE
Exons: 3
Coding region: 125-337 (70 amino acids)
Source: RefSeq, a predicted model, not a curated record